Messenger RNA from Homarus americanus (American lobster), 8782 nucleotides. RefSeq names its product homeotic protein spalt-major-like. Gene Ontology annotation, molecular function: RNA polymerase II cis-regulatory region sequence-specific DNA binding; DNA-binding transcription factor activity, RNA polymerase II-specific. NCBI's taxonomy places the organism in Eukaryota, Metazoa, Arthropoda, Malacostraca, Decapoda, Nephropidae. Gene Ontology annotation, biological process: regulation of transcription by RNA polymerase II. The coding region runs from base 420 to 4880 and encodes 1486 amino acids. The record is from RefSeq and is a predicted model, not a curated record. The transcript has 6 exons. Gene Ontology annotation, cellular component: nucleus.
CCUGGCUGCGUGCGGUGGUCCUGCUCUUCAACACCGCUAGUGUCGGCCAGUGUCGCGCCGCGGACGGACACUAGAACCCCCACCCACUGUCGCCCCGAGAUCUGGCGGACAUGUGCUCUACUGUGGCAACCUGUGUUACGGAAAUAGUGACGACAGAAAGUGUGAAUACCUGGUGACGUUUGUGUGUGUCAGACUAGUGUGGUGUUGCAGCCAGAGCUCGCUGCUCGUGUACUUUACACACCGCUGCCGAGACUGAUAAACAGUGACAUAAAUAAGCUGAUAGUGGUGACGGCCAGUGUACUGUGGGGUGGCUGAGGCCGCCGUGAGUUGUACAGUGCCCAUACUGAAGAUGUUGAGGCGCUGCACGAUGACCGCGUCAGCGCCCCCGGCAAGUGCUUGAGUGUCACCUCUUGAGGACGAUGCCAAGCUCUGAAGGCGAGGUGACAGCGGCUCAGGUAGCGGAGGUGGAGCGGGUGGAGACCUCCACCAAACUGGAGGCAGAGAGGAUGGCGCAGGUGGUACCGGAGGUGGUCAUCGGGAAGUCACCUGCCAGGAUCAACCCUAAAAGAAAACCUGACAAAUCAAAAAUAUUCAGAAUACGAACAAGUGAGGCUGACGAGUCGUACAUCUGUCCGUACUGCCGGGCGGAGCUGGUGUCCCGGGAGCAGCUGGAGGAGCACAGGGUAGCGUGUGGGCGCGAGCCUGCCGUGCUUCCCGUGCCGGACACUCCCCGCACCCACCAGCCCGACACUGAUCACCACCCAGACGAACUCCGACGUCACCAAGAUGUGGCCAAUAACAACCAGGCCCACAUCUUGAAGGCCAGAGCGGCCCAUGAAGCUACCCCAGAGUCACGCGAGUCUUCUGUCGACCGUAAUAAUGGGUACGACAGUGAUAGUAACCCUGCGGACGGCGGCCCUCUGGCGCAGAUUAGACACCUCUUGGCACAGUCAGCCGCUCCUACACAGGUAGGACCUAUCGCACAGCAGCUGGCGCAGUCUAACCUGGCUCUGGAGGCCAUACAGAACACCAGGAUGGCUCUCGCUCAGUUUGCAACCUCCGCCUUGAACUCCUCGAGCUCAAACAACCCUCAGGCAAUGCAAGAGUUUGCGUUGCUUCAGGGAACACUGUAUACCUUGCAACACCAGCAGAUGAUGCAGCUUCAACUUAUUCAACAGUUACAAGCACAACUCUCAAUCAAGAACAAGGAAGGGAGUCCUGGGUUACCUAAUUUCCCAGAAAAUGAGUCGAAAAUUGGAAGUGAAAUCCAGGAGCGUCCUGAACCUCCAUCCCCGCCCACGCCCAGCCCCAGACCUCCGCCUCCGCCCACAAGUGAGGUCAGUCAAGGUGUCAGCAGCUCUUUCAUUAGCACACUUAUGGAGAGGUUCAAGGUCCCACCAACUAGCGAAAGUAAUAGCGAUCGUCCACUAGGAAGUUCGCCCCUGUGUGCCGCCAGCACCAGUGGUCCUCCUCUUGACCCGCGGGACAGACCCAUCUCUCCGCCGAUGACAGCGUCUAGCAUCGCUUCGUCCGUCAUCCAACACACUGAUCCACCUCCGCCAGAUGAGCCAAACACUCUGGAGAUGCUUCAGCGUACAGCUAACAGUGUCCUCAACAGUGCCUCACAAGGCCUCCUAACCAAUCGUCUCAUCGACGACCACAAACCCAGUGACGGAAAAGACCCGUACUACAAACACCGGUGCCGCUACUGUGGUAAGGUGUUUGGCAGUGACUCCGCCCUCCAGAUCCAUAUCAGAUCCCACACUGGAGAACGACCAUUUAAGUGUAACAUCUGCGGCAACAGGUUUACGACUAAAGGAAACCUUAAGGUACACUUCCAGCGGCAUGCCAGUCGGUUCCCCCACGUUAAAAUGAAUCCACAUCCAGUUCCCGAACAUCUGGACAAAUUCCAUCCACCAAUCCUGGCCCAGCUGGGAGAACUGAAGGACUAUCCUGCGCCUCCGACAGGGCCUCCGAAUCCUUUCACCUCCUUGCCAGGAGGUCCUUCUCUACCUCCGUACCGGUUACCAGGCCCGCCCCCGUCCCUAGACCUACACAGACCUUUCAAUCUCCUCAACCUCGCUAGACAAGGCAGAGAUGAUGAACCGGAAAACUUAAGUCUCUCUGAGUUGCCUCGGUCACCGCCGCCGUCACUCUCACAAGAUUUUAAUACAGAUAAAAUGGAGUCGAGCAGAAUGGACGUGGCCGAAUCUUUGCGACUUCCAAAGUUUGAUGAGAAGAUGGAGAAGGACGACGCCUCUGAACCUAAUGAUAUUGUUGAAAUGUCGGAGGAGAGAGAGUCGAGUGAAACAAGGUUCAGCGGUGAGAAACGAUUCGACGACGACCAGAGGUUUGAUGAUGAGAAAAGAUUCGAAAGUGAGAAAAAUUUUGACGAUGAGAAAAGAUUCGAUGAUGUAAAAAGAUUCGAAGAUGAAAAAGGAUUCGAAGAUGAAAAAGGAUUCGAAGAUGAAAAAGGAUUCGAAGAUGAAAAAAGAUUCGAAGAUGAAAAAAGAUUCGAUGAUGAAAAAAGAUUCGAAGAUGAAAAAGGAUUCGAUGAAGAAAAAAGAUUCGAUGAUGAAAAAAGAUUCGAAGAUGAAAAAGGAUUCGAAGAUGAAAAAAGAUUCGAUGAUGAGAAAAGAUUCGACAGUGAAAAUAGGUUUAAUAAUGACGAGAAAAGGUUUGACGAGGAUAAAAAGUUCAACGAAGAGAACAGGUUUGAUGACGAGAACACAUUCGACAGUGAAAAUAAAUUCGAGAACGAAAGUAGACUUGACAACGAGCGGGAGACGUCCAAAGAGCGUUUCGUUGAUUCCCAGGAAAUGCGAAAUCUUAUAGAGAGGUCGAGCGCUGAGCGAGAACUGAGCACCGAACAACCUCCCUUGGACAUCCGAGUUCGUACUGAAAGAGAACUAAAGGACACGAAUGACGGUAACGGCAGCACCAAAGAUGAGCAUGACAUGGACAGUAGCGACUCACGCUCAGUCAGCUCAGAUCAGCCAACUGACCUGAGGAUGAGACCAGAGUUUCGUCCGCUGGGUUUACCAACUAUUCCUUUCUCAGGUCACAGACUUCCUCUUAACUUCCCCUUUCUUCAUGGAAUUCAUACCUCAUUCCCGGGACCGAUGGGCCCCCCUCCAAGCAUUUCCGUUCCCCCGGGCAUUGACCCUGCCAAAGAUCCUCAUAUUUACACAAAUCUUUUACCUAAACCCGGCAGUACAGACAAUUCCUGGGAAGCCCUGAUCGAGGUUCAGAAAACUAGUGAAACCAUGAAGUUAGAGCAGUUAGUGAAUAAUAUUGAAAACAAACUGACAGACCCGAACCAGUGCGUCAUCUGCCACAGAGUUCUCUCGUGUAAGUCUGCCCUGCAGAUGCACUACCGAACACAUACCGGAGAAAGACCGUUUAAAUGCAAAAUCUGCGGGCGAGCCUUUACCACUAAAGGCAACCUUAAGACACACAUGGGCGUUCAUCGUGCCAAACCACCUAUGAGAAUGUUACACCAGUGUCCUGUGUGUCACAAGAAGUACACAAACGCUUUAGUCUUGCAGCAACAUAUCAGACAGCACACGGGAGAACCCACAGACCUGAGCCCCGAGCAGAUCGCUGCAGCAGAGGUUCGGGACUACCCGCACCUUCACAACCCAACGUCGCUGCCGCAGCUCCUGCCCUCCGGCUUCCCGCUACCACCACCUCCCUUACAAGGGUUUCCGCCCCUCCCUCUGCACCUGAGGUACCAGUUGUCUCCUGAGGCUCUGAGGCACCGAGAGAUGAUGGAAAAUGAAGAUAGAAGUACGGAAGAGGAGAAGUACCUUCGUCCCUUCAGUACCUCGUCUAGGUCCUCGUCGACAGGAAGUGCCGAACAGCGAACAGCAGAGGAUUUAACGAUGCGAUCACGAGAGGACAGCUUCAACGGUAUGACGUCACCCAGAGCAUCAGUGUCCCCUACGCCGUCGGACUACUCUGAUCUGGGCGAGCGGUCACACGACGCCCCUGGUGGCGACAGUCAAAUCUCCCCAACAGAUCACCAAAUCAGCGGCUCCGUCAGCCCAGCGGUCAGCACAGGGAGUCAAGAGGGAGGAACUUCCUUACCACUGGACCUGGCGGCCCGCCCUCACCCACACAUCUACUCACCCUUCGGCCUUUUCCCGCCGCCCUUGACGACGGCUGCCAUGACGCCGGGGACACACACUAUGCCAGGCCUCAACCCGCUCUACCUGCCCAGCAUGCCAGUCUUUUUCUCUGCGUUAGGUCGAGGUAACACCACGUGUCAUAUCUGCUUCAAGACGUUUGCCUGUCAGUCAGCACUUGAGAUCCACAUUCGCUCGCACACCAAGGAGCGUCCCUUCAAGUGCAACAUCUGUGACCGCGGCUUCUCUACUAAGGGGAAUAUGAAGCAGCACAUGUUGACCCACAAGAUCCGUGACGGGUGUCGGGACCCGCUACAGGACUCCUGCAAGUCCAACGGCACAGGUUCCUCAGCCGCCGACACCUCCUCACCCUCGCUGGCCUCCCCACUUCCGUCUUCUCUGGCCUCUCCUUUGCCCUCCACAUUGCCCUCUCCGCUGCCCCCACCCUCCGCUUCCCCACUACCCCUGCCCCCCUCCUUGACAUCUUCCCUGCCUCCCACCCUGCCACCAGCCGCCGUGGCCGCCGCUCUCCUGCACCAGGCCAGGGAGGAGGAAAAGAUGGCCGACUCAAGACUCAAGAGGGAACGAGAGGGAGAGAACGCCCUUCCGGUGCCCAAACGAGCCUCAGGUGCUGGUGGUGAAGGCGAGGGUGUAGAAGGAGGUUCACCAUCAGGAGGGGAACAACAGCCUACACCAGACCCCGCGCCCUGUCCCUCUCCCGCGCCAGAGGUGAUGCCGCUGCCACGCACGUGAUCCAUGUUUCCCUUGUAUGGCAGAAGUGGGCCUCCGGCAGUAGUACAGCUGCCCCCGACCUGGCCCACUUGGCUCUACAAGUAACCUGUUGACCCACGCUCGCCGCUCCCUAUGUGUAGCCUGCGACUCCCCCCCCCUUCCCCACACACACCUGCCCCAUACCUACCCCGAGUGUUACCCACCAUAACCUAACGUGUACCCGCCAUACUCCCAAGGUGUACCCACCAUAAACGCGAGUGUUAUCUGAACCUAGGGUGCCAUCUACCAUUACUCCUAGAGUGCCACCCACCAUACCUCUGAGGUGCCAUCUACUAUAUACUCCUGGGGUGCCACUUAUCAUAAUCUGAGUGCCACCUACCAUGCUCCCAGAGUGCCACCUACCAUACUUCCGGAGUGCCACCUACCAUACUUCCGGAAUGCCACCUACCACACUCCAGGAGUGCCACCUCCCAUACUCCAGGAGUGUCACCUACCAUACUUCUUGGGUGUCAACUACCAUACGUUUGGGAAGUUACCAGCUACAUACCUAUUUUUUACCCACUACUCCUCCCCCAAGUCACCCGUCGCAGUAGCCAGCCCACUGAAGAUACUCCGGAGUAAUACAGCCACAACCUGGACCUGUGGUGUUGUGGGAAGCUCAUGUAAACCCCGUGAUGAUGGUGAUGAUGAUGAUGAUGAUGAUGAUGAGUUAGUGUUAUCUGAUCAAGACUAAAGUGUAACCAGUGACCGAGGUAUUAUAGAUAGAUAACGAGUGUAAACAAUACGUAUGUGUAAUAGAACCUUAACUGCCAAGAUCUUCCUGUACAGAAUAAAACAGUAACUCAAAAGAGACACUGAAAUAUAUUGUUGGUGAGAUGUGAGACUCGUUGGCCCUCUCCCACACUGACUGAUGGCCAAGUCGCCAGAAACAAGAGAUGGCCUCCUCGGGCGGCCUGUUGACUUGUACACAAGUUAGUUUUGUUGACUUACUAUGAAAGGUGUCGUACAUAGGAAAGAUAUUCUUGUAUGAUGUGUAAAGAUCUCAUUUCCAUGCUGUUAUAGACUCAUUAUUUAAAUGUUCUUGUUAAUUUAUCAUUAUAAUUAUGUAUCAGUUGAUUUUCUUAAUGUCCAUUGUAUGUGAAAAUUGGAUUUGUAAGUCAAUACCCAGCACACAUAAGCCCAGCAAAUGCUUGUGACAUUUUGUACCGAUCCCUUGUACAUCCACCGUAGUUCCUCGCCAAUCUAGUCUUACAGUCUCACUUGGUUGAUCGCAGCGUUGUUCUGUUCACCACCACCUCUCUCUCUCUCUCUUGACGUAAUGGGGACAGAUAACACCCCAGACUUACUUAUACCUCAGUAAUCCUACAGUUCACGACCCGACGUGUACAGCUCCGAGGAACAGACUGCCGGAUGAACCAAGUUAGACUGUGCUGGGUAUGGAAAUGUCACAAAUGUUUUGACCAGUGCAUCAUGAGGUGGCGCCAGGGUGAUGAAAAGUCACUGAGAGGGCGCCCCCCAAAAAAUAUGUUGCUUGUUAUCACCAGAGACAACCUUCAUGUGAUGAUAUCAUGAAUAGCCAAUCCACUGAGAUGCUUUAACUGAGCAAUGUUUCAAGACCACUUAGUAAAAAUCUCUAUUCUUUGUGAUGUACUGCAAUAUAUUGGGAAUGGGCAUUUAGACAAACCAUGAUAUUCUCUGUGAUACUGUAGCCGACUUGCUUACACUGGGCUAGAUUUCCGUGGUAGUUUGAAGUGGUCGGAAAUUUAGAGUUGGUAUCUUGACACUGAUUGGCUGAGGAAAAACAGUAGGCAGACCUUCAUCACACUACCAGAGCUUGUCAGCCAGUCAGUCAUGCCCGCCUCCUUGAAGCUGGUCGUUGAUCACCUCGAGGAAACACGAUCAGUGGACAGGAGACGACCAUACCACGCUAGUUGACACACUCGCACGACAAACCUCCUCCUCAGCCCCGCACUACACGCUACUAACCGGGGAACAAAACACAGCCCAGCAGGGAAACACUUCCGUACACUCUGCAGUGAGUAAUGGGGAUUGACUCCUGUUGUACAUGGUGCAAUGAGAUCAAACUGCUGCUGUACACUGCGCAGCAGACACAUACUACUGCCGUAUAUUGCGCAGCCAGAUCAAACUGCUGCUAUACAUUGCGCAGUAGGAACACACAGCUAUAAGUACAGUGCGCAGUGACGAAAUACUGCUGGUGCAACAACUGCACUUGAAGUAUAUUGUUACUACCAAACAGUACACAGUAGGGAUGAAGAUGCUGUUGUUCAGUAAGCUGCGGAGACAAACUGCUGCUAGCUUUCCCAAUGGUCAUGGAUGUUUAAGCACAAUUUAUAUAUGCUGGAAUGUUUCUUCCUCUUUGGAACCCUCCUUUUUGGUUAUGUGUGUAUUUGAAGAUAUUCAGAUAUCGUAUAUCACAAUAUAGCUUAUGGAUUCAGGUUUGCCUCAUGACAUAUCUUGGCGAGGGGAGUCAGGAGCUUGAUAUGUAUAUUCUGCUGGCGUCGUUGCUCUUGACACCCUUGUCUCUACCUUCCCAGUGAGCGAGGCCCUUGUCCCAGUCGGCCUCUUAUGGGCCCUCACCGACGCAUUCAUAACCACUAUAACACAAGACCCUCGAUUGCUCUCCUCUCUGUGGUCGAGGGUCAGAGUCUCAGUCUGACUCUUAUUGGCGCUUAAGGACUCACAAUAACAAUCCACACAACACACACACGCACACACCACAGCUUGGUGAGGCGUGGGUGAUGACACAUGGCGGUUACUAGUAUAUCACUACAAAAUAUUCCUCCAUAGUCAUCACUAGAGCUGUCACCACCACAACAACACCAGCAGAACACCUCAACUUACCUCAGCAGUUCCUCUUCCCGCGAGCUGCAGCACCAGUUGAGUCAUCUUGCUACUCGCCCUCGCACCCAAGUAAACAAACAUUUAAAUCCAGUUUUUGUACGAUUUUAAUGGAUUUUAGACGAUUAGUUUUCUCGCUUUUUCUAUGAGGUAAAGUGUAUGUAGUGUCUCUGUAAAAAUGUUGUUUAGAUAAAAGCAAAUAUAUUAUCAGUUGAUGAGUUGUAGAAGAAAUUUGACACUUUCACAUAUGGAGAAGCAAGUUUUUGUAUAGCUUUAGGCACGACCAUGCAUGUACGCUAAAUAUUUAUCAUAUCAGAUCUUUACUUAUGUGUGUAUGAGUGGAAUAGAUGCUGUCAGAGGGUUCAAGGGGAUCAGGUUAAGGCUAGAUUUAAGGAGUAGCUGUAAUAAUAGACGGCUUACAAAUUGUCCUACCAUACCAUUUUGUGUUGACCUCCUCGUUCGUGGAGACUCGUUGACAGAGCUGUUCCGCGGCUGAGCUAUGACACAAGACUCAUCAAGACCGCCACUUGGUCCUUGUUAUAUUGUAUCUAUCUUCCAGGGCGCGGCUCAGCGACGCCCCCUGGGUGUAUGUCUGUGAUACGGCCGAGCUGACCGCGCCAAGGUGAAGUCAUUCCAGUGCCAUGCUCAGCAAACCCGGCCUCCAGAUAAACUUCUUAAGUUUACCCUGCACCAGUUCAGAGAAAAUGGGCACUAUUCUCACAUUUCGGCUAGGAAACUUUUCAAUAGAGUGCAACUUGAUGCUUUCUAUAUUGGUUGUGUCGGUCAUCUAGCCUGGUUAUACUCCCACACCUUCCCUGUGUUACUCGUACUGGACCUGUAGAAUAAUAAUGUUAUUUUGAUAUUUGUGUGCGCACCUGAUUCGCUAACUGCGCGUCUUCGCCCAGGAACACAGGAGAAGCUAUUUUUGUACUAUUCUACGAUAGCAGUUCCCGGGCGCAGACCUGCCAACCACCUCUCCUACAAACGUGACGGAGUGUGCGACGCCCUAGUUGUAGAGCCAGUUUGUCAGCAGCAUCCUUCUUAAUUAAAACAGUACCAUUGUA